This is a messenger RNA of Trypanosoma brucei brucei TREU927, 555 nucleotides long. RefSeq lists its product as hypothetical. The record is from RefSeq and is a predicted model, not a curated record. Bases 1 to 555 code for a protein of 184 amino acids. The transcript has a single exon. NCBI's taxonomy places the organism in Eukaryota, Euglenozoa, Kinetoplastea, Trypanosomatida, Trypanosomatidae.
AUGGAGGACGUAAAUAGGCAGAAUCACAAUGACUCACAGAAACGGCAUGAAUAUCCGGGUAGAAGCGGUGAGAACGAACCGUCCCACAACCAAUCUCCCUUGAGGGAAGGGGAAUCGGGAUAUCGAAAAGCUCUAUGUCGUAUUUCUCUACAGCAAAUGAUCACGAGGCCGCUACUGCAAAACUAUAAUCGCAGAGAAGUCUCUGGGAAUAUCGAUGUAUAUACGUAUAUAUAUAUAUAUUACAUCAUUCAGGUAGCGCGUGGUGACGUAUUGCGUGGUGCAUCCCAGGGGGCGCAAUCACUCCAACACGGAAAUCGACACAUAAACACAUCACUGUGUACUUAUGUCUGCUUGUUGCCCCCCUCCCUCUUUACCUGGAACGUUUUUCAUCAUGUGCGUCUAUUUCUUCAACCUCUACAAUAUUUGAACAACAUCCUUUGCGUAGUUACAUACUUGUUUUCUUCUUUUUCGUUUUCCCUCUUUUUAACUAUGGUUGCCUUUUUUGCCUCCAUGUCCGUGGUUGCACCGAAUGAAACAAUCAUUGGGUUACGUUGA